Messenger RNA from Ilex paraguariensis (yerba mate), 792 nucleotides. Lineage: Eukaryota; Viridiplantae; Streptophyta; Magnoliopsida; Aquifoliales; Aquifoliaceae. The record is from the annotation of a GenBank genome assembly.
AUGGUGGAACUAAAAUUGAAGAGGAGUUUGGAGAAGAUGACAAGGGGUCCCACAAGAGAGAGCCCAUCUGGAGAUUUGGUUGAAGAAGGCAAAAUUCGGACCAUGCGAAGCCAUGGGCAACGCCUUGGUGAAGCCCCAGACGGCGCCAAGCGCGAGGACCUUGGAGCCGUCAGAUCGCAAGCAGGCAGAACCUCUGGCAAUGCCAGUGGCUGUCCAAGCGCUUCAGGAAACAACGUUGGAGUUGCUAAUGCGAUAGGCGAUGCUGUCGAAGACUUGGAUGCUCUAGGCGACGGUGCCUCAGUCGUAGGAAGUACAGAUGGCACCCGAGGUAGGACUGGGGAGGAUGGCGACGCUUGGAGAGAAGUCAUGGGUCUUUGCGGAGAGUUGAUAUGCGAAACCCACGGGACACUUGGUGACGCCCAUGGGGCACUUGGCGACACCCAUGGGGCGUUUGGCGAUGCCUCGAAGGCGGGAGGUAUGAGAGGCUAUUCAUACGGGGACCUAGGCGGCACCGACAACAAUUUGGGUUACGUGUUAGGUGGUAGUGCCCAGGGUGCAGGUACUCAAUUUGACAAGGACAUGACGAAGGUUGCUACACAAGGCUCUCAGCGAGGCAGAGGGAUCUCUACGGGUGAUAGUUCCAAGGUUCAGCCGGCCGUGCAUAAAAUGAAUUUUGACUAUGCUUCACAUCACGAAACCUUCAACAAAACGACAGUGUUUGAAGGUUUGGUGAGGAGAAACUCUUGGAAGACUGACAGACAAAGGUGCCAAUUUGAUUCUCUAAUAAUCUAG